Messenger RNA from Malaclemys terrapin pileata, 1735 nucleotides. Its product is annotated as E3 ubiquitin-protein ligase TRIM11-like. NCBI's taxonomy places the organism in Eukaryota, Metazoa, Chordata, Testudines, Emydidae. Gene Ontology annotation, molecular function: protein binding. The transcript is spliced from 6 exons. The record is from RefSeq and is a predicted model, not a curated record. The coding region runs from base 517 to 1479 and encodes 320 amino acids.
CCGGGGAGUGAGAGAGAUCUCCAGCCGUGUUACCUGCCAGGCUGCGGCCCCUGCUACAAAGGGCAGAGGAGGUGUACAGCACCAAAGGGGAAGUGGCUCAGGGAAGCAAGGUGGACAGGAGGGGAACGAAGGAGGGCAGAAGGAGGCUGCCGCUAGAGGGUCCCUGGGUCGGGACCUAGAGCAGUGGGCGGGACUGGGUCCCCCUCUUCCUCCCUUAUACUGCAUCUGGCCACAGAAGACGGUGGCCAAUACAGACUGCAACUUGCCCCUGAGCUAAGGAGCUAGACUCUGGGUUGUGGUUGGCCACUGAGGCAGGUGUGAGUCCCAAAGACUGCUGUUAACACCCCCCACCCCGUGGAAGGGGGAGAGUCUGGAGUAUUGGGCACUGAGCGGAGAGCAACGUGGGUCCCAGAGCAGAGCAGACAGUGGGCAAGACAACACGCGCUGAGGGCACUACGCAGUGGACAGAGCUAAUUCCCAGGACGACCAGGGGGAGGCACCAGUGGUGAAGAAGCCAUGGCUGCUGUGAAUCCUGGAAAAAUGCUCCUAGGUGUACUGACUUGUUUAGUGUGUCAAGAUUAUUUUAAAGAUCCAGCGUGCCUAGAUUGUGGGCACAAUUUCUGCCAAGCCUGCAACACUCAGUGCUGGCAGGGAUUGCAUGAGGCUGCUGAGGAUUACAAGGAAAAAAUUCAGAGCUAUUUGGAGAUUUUGAAGAAAGAGAGAGAAGAGAUUCUAUCACUUCAAUCGAGUGGGGAAAAUAAAAGCCAGGAACUGCUGAAACAGCUAAAAAAAAAGAGGCAAAAGAUUGCGUCUGAAUUUCAGCGACUAUGCCAGUUUCUGGAAGAACGACAGAAAUUCCUGCUGGCCCAGCUGGAAGAGCUGAAUAAGGAAAUUGAAAAGAACACGCUGUCAUCUGGACUGUUGUACAAAGUGAACGUGACUCUGGAUCCAGACACGGCCCAUCCCGAACUCAUCGUGUCUGCGGAUCGGAGAAGUGUGAGAAGGGGAGACACACAGCCGGCUCUGCCCAAGAACAUUGAGAGAUUUGACACUGCGCUCUGUGUGCUGGGCUGUGAGGGAUUCACCUCGGGCAGACAUUACUGGGAGGUGGACGUGAAGGUAGAGAUAGAGGUGGAGGGGAAGGGAUUCUGGGCUAUGGGGGUGGCCAGAGAGUCUGUGAGCAGGAAGGGACCAUUAAGCUUUACCCCUGAGCAGGGGAUCUGGGCUUUGGAGGGAUGUGAGGAUGAGUUCUGGACUCACACAUUAACUGAGCAGUUCAACAGCUUCUCCCGGAGCCGGGCACCCAACAGGAUCCGGGUUUAUCUGGACUACGAACGGGGGCGGGUGGAGUUUGUCAAUGCGGGUAGCGGGGACGUGAUCCUCACUUUCCCAUCGGCCUCUUUCGCUGGGGAGGGAAUCUACCCCUUCUUCUGGGUGGGAUUCAGGGGCUCAGGCUCCCGGCUCACACUGUGUCCCUGAAGUGCCCGUGUGUCGCCUGGAAACGGGCUCCUCCAGCCUCCACCCUCCUGAUCUAUGGCUGUGGUGCUCUGUGUGGGGCGCUCUACCCUGGGUCUCUGUUUCUUGGAAGCCAACUCUGUCUGGCGUGGGGUCCCACCACGGAAGGAGGGAGCCCCCUGUGUUGUAACUGCAGUUAAUAAAUAUAUAUAUUGAAUAAAUUUCAAUUGGUAUUCAAUUGUUUAACAGUGCAAUUAAAAGGGCAAUUAUUCACACUUAA